Messenger RNA from Corythoichthys intestinalis (scribbled pipefish), 5824 nucleotides. Its product is annotated as leucine-rich repeat-containing protein 75A-like. The transcript is spliced from 4 exons. The record is from RefSeq and is a predicted model, not a curated record. The coding region runs from base 493 to 1269 and encodes 258 amino acids. NCBI's taxonomy places the organism in Eukaryota, Metazoa, Chordata, Actinopteri, Syngnathiformes, Syngnathidae.
AAUUAAUUGAUGAUGAAAGGGAGUGGUAGAUAGUGUCCAAAGAAUCUGGUGGGCAGUUUGGUGAUAGAACAGGUGAACGGGCAGGCAGGCGUUUUGCCAGACAAGCAGUACAGGAUCUAGGGGAGAAAAACACAAACAUGAGCUCAGUAUCAGGAUUACAAGAUUCUUUGUUAGCUGAAAGUCACAUACCUGUAGGUGAGUUGUUGAUCUGGCGAUGAUGUGAGGCCAACGACCGGUUUAAGUAAGCUGCUGACAAUGAUCAGCAGCACCUGGUCCCAGGCUCACCCAUCUGUGUAAUCAAGGCGACAAUUAAGGCAAAACUGUCAUAGUGCUAAUCCGGGCCGCAUCUGCCGCACUGACGUUAAGCGGGAGUUUGAGCAUGUGCGGUGUGCACGGUCCGCCCUGGAACAGUGCGUAAGCUAUCAUUUGGACUGUCAUAGUGCUGAUCCGGGCCGCGUCUGGUGCUAUGCGGAUGUGGCGAGCUGAGGCCGGAUGGCACGCAGUCGCCUGCGCCUAUUGGGAAACAAAGUGGCAGCUGGAAUAGUUAAUCGCCUCAAGGAAACAGACUCCCUCAAGUCCACCAACAAGAUCUGCCGCCAGCUGAUUUACCACCUGACGCCUCACUCCAAGUGGACCAGGCAAAGCGUUCCCAGGAGAAAGUCUCAGGCUUGUUUGAAGACCACCCUGAAGAAGAAGCUGUCCGGCGACGUGGUCAACCUUUGUGGAAUCCCAUUGUCAGGAAGAGACGUCCAACGCGUGGCCUUCUACCUUCAGGGCGGUAGCGACGCCGUAUCGGCCGUGGACCUGAGCUUCACCGGGCUUCAGGACGACAGCUUGCGGUUGCUCCUGCCGGCCCUCGGCGUCCUGCCCAAGCUGACCACGCUGGCCGUCAACGGCAACCGUCUGACGGCCGCAGUCCUCAAAGACCUAAUGGAAGCGGUCAAAGACCCCAAGACGUUCCCCAGCCUGGCGUGGAUUGACCUGGGUAACAAUGUGGACAUAUUCACCGUGCCGCAGCCGCUCCUGGUUGCCCUUCGCCGUCGCUUCGGUAUUCAAAGCAGCCUCCCGACUAUAUACGAGUACAGCGAGGCGAAAACCUUGAGCUCUUACGUUCCCAACAUGGAAACCUCUGUCGAGGAAACCAGCGUGUGCGAAGAGGGCGACGAAGGGGAGGAUGAUCAAGACGACGACAGGCUGGAGCUUCGUGCUUGGGGCUUUAAGGAGGAGAGAACAUCCAGGAAUGUGCAUGUGGCCUUCUGUGGGAGGUGAUCACAAAGAAACUUCAAGCUACCUGGCCUUUCGUCUCUUUGUCUUGAGUUGAAAAUAGAACUUGUGCUUCCACUAUGUCUAUCUAACUCAAACUAUUUAUUGACUACUUGAUGUCAAGACAAAGUUGAACUAAACAAAUACUCCCCCUGAAAAAAAAUCUUUCUGCAGAGAAAUCGAUCGUGUACCCCAAAACGAAGCAAGAGUCAUGUAUUUUUUGAACGCUUCAACAAAUAUGAACUUUUAUAUCAAAGCAGUUAACCAGUUUAGGUUCACAGAAAUGGUUGUAAACUGACUACUGGGCAGUUAAGUGCCUUGCACAAGGGCACCUUAGUAGGGAAAAUUGUCACUUUGAGCUUUUUCAGUGGCAUUGACAACGAUAGACGUACAAUCAUGUGGCGCUUAAGUUUUAACCAUUCUGCAGUGAAUUUAAAUGAGUUUGUCACUAGUAGACAUCCAAUCCAUCUGAACUGGCAGCGAAUGAACAAGUUCUCUUACUAAAUGGAUUCGGGACGGAGCUUAAGGGAGGUGCUGGGGGUGCGGCCACACCCGGGCCAGGGCCUCAAGACCCAUUUUGCGGGCAAUAAUAGGCCGUGGUUGGGCGAGGGGAUGGUGUAAAACAAACGUAAGAUGAGCGGAGAUAGUUUUAAAUCAAAUUUAUUUAUUUAACCUUUUAUAAAACCUCAGAGGUCCUCAAAGUGUUUUCCAACAAAGCAAAACAGAGUACAUGAUUUAAAAAAAAAAAAAAGGCAGGAAUGUACUAUACAGUAAAAGAAAAAGAAACAAUGCACCGCGCUAAAAGUUAUUACAACAAAUAAAACUGAUAAAAUGCGAACACAUUCAAAAUCUAAAAACCAGAGUACCCUAGUCAGGAAAAAAAAGCAGUUCUAAAAAAAGUGGGUCUAACCUAGAUUAAAAAGGCCGAGAUUAGUGAUUAGAUGAGAUAGCAUUGUAGUUUUCGUCAACUAUAACGAUCACAAAAGUGUCGAAUUUUUUCAGAUGAUGACGUGACAAAAACUAGCUAAAGACGUGUCUUGGGAGACUAAAGCAAAGAGCCGAAUACCAGUUUUAAUGUGAAGAGAUGACAACGAGACAAAAACGCAACCGAUUCUGUCAUUUGUUCACAAUACGUGAUAUUUUCAGAUUGUAUGUAAGGCUGUAGCUAUCGAUUAUUUUAGUAGUCGAUUAAUCGAUGAACUAGUUAGGACGAAUAAUCGAGUAAUCGGAUAAGGAACAUUAAAAAUUAAAAUACCUGAGCUGAGCCUCAGACGGUAAAAAAAAUAAAUAAAUGAGCAUCCAAGUACAACAAAAGAACAAUUGGCUAACACAUAGAAAAAGUCCGUUUGCUUAAAUGCUAUAAAAUGCUAACAUUUUUUAAUUUUUUUUUUUUUUUUUUUUUUUUUUUUACAAUGCACUUGACCAAUGGAACAAACACAUAUUCCCACAAAAGCGGCUAAAUAUAACUAUAAACUAGAUUACGAAUGCAUUAAAAAACAUUAGCUCAAACAAACUCUUAGUUUAUGUUGGUCUUAACAGGGACCAGCUGGAUUCAGCCAUGUGAAAGGAGUUCAUAUCAUAUUCACUGUCGCCACUAGAAUGCAGUGUAUCCACCCAAAUCCAAAUAACUAAAUGCAAACACUUUCAAAACAACUUUAAUUAAAUCAAUACUCGAAGCAGCAAAAUUGAAUUUGAAUUAUUUUUCUAAUCGAAUUACUCAAAUAAAUCGAUUAAUCGUUACGGCACUAAUUGUAUGUCGGGGUGUCAAAUCGGUCCUCAAAGGGCCGCAGUGGGUGCUGUAUUUCAUUCCAACCAAACGAGAUGAAUACAAUUUCACCAAUCUGGUGUCUUACAAGUAUAAUCAGUUGAUUGCAGUCAGGUGCUGCUUGUUUUAGCAGAAACCUCAUUGGUUGAACUGUCUGUGAUAGAUCUGUUGGAACAAAGACCAGGCCCCUCUGCUUUGUGGAAUCAGCUUGACACCCCUGCUGUAUGUGGAGUACGUCAGCCUGCGUCGUAGCGCUGCAAAGCGGUGUUAGAAUGUGCUUCAAUCUGCGCUCCAGGCUUGCUUUUUUUUAAACACACGGUAAUAUUUUUUUCUUAUCUUGGCAAAAGAGAAUAUGCAAUGUUGCUUGAGCCUUUAAAGGUCUGUGGUGAGUGAUUAUCACACACUAAAUACAACUUGUAGCAUUAGCAUAGCAUCCACGUUAGCACUUAGCAUCUAGCGUGCCGAACGUCGUCUUAAAUUCUUGGGCAAUUCUUUAUUUAUUUAUUUUUUUACAUGUGGUUUGUGACGUUCAGGUGGGUUUAAUUUAUUGAAAAUAAUGUACUGUUUUCCUGCUGAGCGUGUAAUAUCAUCACGAAAUUGGCGUUGUCCUUCUAGAUUCUACAAUUUAUGCUCACCUGUUAGUGUUCAUUCACAAUUUUUUUGACUAAAACUUUUGAACUUUACAGACAAAUUUUCAGUAUUGUCAACUAAAACUAGACGAAGACGAACACAUUUUCAAAUGACUAAAAUAUGACUAACACUAAUAAGCAUUUUCGUCCAAAAGACUAAGAAGAAAAUUAAAAGGGCUGCUAAUAACGACACUCUUAGAUAUAGAUAGAGAGAUAGAUCGAGUCUCAACCUUGAAACUUGCAGAAGAAGCUGGCCAGAAGAAUGAAAAGCCCUGCCAGGGUAAUGGAAGGUUAAAAUCUCCGACAAGUAGGAAGGAGCUCGUCUGUUACCGUAUUGGCCCGAAUAUAAGACGGUGUUUUUUGCAUUGAAAUAAGACUGAAGAAGUGGGGGUCGUCUUAUAUUCGCGGUCUAGACAUUAUACCCUUUCACGACGAUAGAUGGCGCCAGAUAUUAUUGAAGCGAUGUUCUGUCAUGACAGAUCUCAGCUACUCUCAAGUUUAACCAGUUUGCAGUAUUGUAUUGCAAUGUUUUUCCUUAUUCAGAUUUGUUUCAAGACUACAGUUACAGUUAGAUUUCACUUUGAUGGUUAAUGCAGUUAUUGCAAUUUUGUUGUUUUAUCACAAUAGAUUGGUUUAUUUACAUUUCAAAAAUCAGAAGCCAUUUAUUUAUGAAUGUGAUUGCACUUUAGUUUACAUAUUUAAAUGUUCAGAUAUUACGGUAAGAUUUGAAUGAGGCAAAAUAACAUGCUUUUUCUCUCAAAUAUAUUGUUAUAAUCAUUUGUUUCAAAUGUACUGUCAUUAUUUUCUGUAUUAAAAAUUAAUUUGGUGUUCAAAAAGUCUUUUUUUCAGACUUGAGUCUUGAAAAAGGGGGGGUCGUCUUAUAAUCAGGGCCGUCUUACAUUCGGACCAAUACGGUAAUAGAAUUAAAACCGAAUAGUAAAAACUUCAAAUCAAUUCUAAAAUGAACUGGAAGCCAGUAGAGUGACAAUAGCACGGGGGGUAAUAUGUUCACAUCUGGUCGUUAAGUUUUAAAAUAUCUCUGCCAGCACCCCUUCACUUCACUUGGCCGAUCGGCUCAAGGAGCCUGUUGAUACCAAUCACACCCGUGUCUUGUUCACAUUAGCUCCGCCACUGAAUGUACAGGACAUCUAUCGCCGUCAAUGGCAGCCAUUGACAUUGCCAGCUGGGAAAUGAAUUAUUUGUAUGUACCAGAAAGCAACUAACAGGUUUACACAAUCACUUCAAAGUUUUAACAGGAAGUGGACACAAUAUGUUUACACUUAACAGUUUUUAACAGCAAAAAAAAAGGACAGGGUAUAAUAGUUGAACCUUCUUUACAUAACAGGUGAACUUUAACGAAAAACAUUUUCAUUCCAAUGGAGUUCAAAUGGUCCAAACAGUGGAAGCUUGAAGUUUUCAGCACAUGCCUCACAGUGCUGAGGUUCAGGCUUUGAACCCUUUGCAUGCUUCCAAUUAGUUUGUUGCAUGUUUUUUUGUUUCCCGAUGUACUCCAUCCAAAUUGGAAAAAUAUGCAUGGUAGCUUCCUCAAAGUGAAUGAAUGAAAGUAAGUGAGUGAAAUUUAAACCAAUAAACUAAGCAGUCCAAACCAAUGACCUAAAAAGAACAAGCGCUACAUGAAAUGAAUGACUGGUCAAUUUCUGACUGGAGUUGUUUAUCUAUACACACAUAUUUUUGGGGGGUGGGCUUUGCCAGUGAACUGAUUAUUGCCUCGUUGAGUUCCCUGUUCUAUUUUUCUCCUCAGUAAAUAGAAUGACGAGCCCCAGAUUAUUUUGGCGAUGGCUAAUGAUGGAUUCUAUUUAUUUCAUAGAGACAUGAAGGAUGCAGGCCACAUGAAAUGGAGCACUUGUGGCAUGAAAACAAACCGUUUAUGGCUUUGUCACAUUUUAAACUGUAUAUUGUAGCAUGUUUUUUAUUGUAUUUUUUGAUGGAGAUGAAUAUAAAGUAUAUUUGAGAUUUUUGACAUUUUAUCCUGCCUCUUGUUAUUGUAUUAUUGCCUAUGUUUUCUUUCCAGGAUAUUGUUUGUUAUUGUGAGAUAUUAAUAAGAAGGUAGCCUACUUUGUGUUUGCAUAAUUAGCAGGUACGUCAAUUAAUACCUUUUGAUGGCAGAAAUGUAAUGUUUAAUCAUUUGCACUUUAAUGAUGGUGAG